AUGUUGAUUGUUGAAGAUGUCAUUGGUGAUUUUGACAUUGACACAAGAGGUUUGUUCGGUCGCACACCGCUUCUGGAGGCAGCUAGAGGUGGUCAAAUUCCCGCAGUUGACUUCCUUGUGUCCCAAAACGCUGACGUCAAGAUAGUGGACAAUAUGGGUAAUAGCCUGCUACACGUUGCUUGUAUGGGUGGACAUCUUGGUAUGGUGAAACAUGUGUGUCCAUGGUUUAAUAUUGAUGACAGAGACACAUUUGGGUGGACUCCUGCAAUGGUAGCAUCUAUAUUUGGAAAUUCUGCAGUGUUUGACUACCUCAGACGACAGGGUGCAGAUCUGGCACUGGUUGAUAAGACUGGAGAUGAUUUGUGCACUCUCGCCCUUCAGGGAGGAUGUAGACAAAUCAUAGAACGAUUAUCACCUGAUGGACAAUAUGUGAAGAAGCACACCCCUUGGACAAUACUGAUGAGAUCCGUAGUGACAGGAUCUUUUGAAAUGUUGAAAGUUUGCUAUGACAACAGUUCUGAUUUGGUUCAAACAGACCAGUUUGGAGAUAGUCUGCUUCAUCUGGCUUGUCGCGGAGCCAACAGACAAUGUGUGGAGUAUCUGCUCCUGACCUUUGACAUCAAUGUCAGAGGUCGGUACAACUGGACACCGGUGAUGAUGGCGGCUGUGUGUGGACAUUGGGAUGUCUUCCAGCUGCUGGUGGACCACAAGGCAGAUCUCUCUCUGGUCUCAGACACAAGCGAAUGCAUCCUUACUCUGGCUCAGAGAGGACAAAGCAAUGCCAUUGUGGAAUACCUGAGGAAUAAGUCAGGGAAUUCUCGGGAAUGA
Messenger RNA from Haliotis rubra (blacklip abalone), 828 nucleotides. Its product is annotated as ankyrin repeat domain-containing protein 17-like. Gene Ontology annotation, molecular function: protein binding. Lineage: Eukaryota; Metazoa; Mollusca; Gastropoda; Lepetellida; Haliotidae. The transcript has a single exon. The record is from RefSeq and is a predicted model, not a curated record. Gene Ontology annotation, cellular component: cytoplasm. Bases 1 to 828 code for a protein of 275 amino acids. Gene Ontology annotation, biological process: innate immune response.